Messenger RNA from Trifolium pratense (red clover), 3360 nucleotides. Its product is annotated as receptor-like protein 46. The record is from RefSeq and is a predicted model, not a curated record. NCBI's taxonomy places the organism in Eukaryota, Viridiplantae, Streptophyta, Magnoliopsida, Fabales, Fabaceae. The coding region runs from base 107 to 3157 and encodes 1016 amino acids. The transcript has a single exon. Gene Ontology annotation, molecular function: protein binding.
CUUUGACAUUUGGUUUUAGUUUGAUGGUUCCAGGAAGUUGCCUUACUUGUUACAAGUCAAAGUGCUCGGUCAGUGUAUUAUAUUUUAUAAGUUGUGUUAAUGAGAAAUGAAAGCGCCAUCAUCCAAUUCCAAUAGAAACAGAGACAAAAACAUGGCAAGAUAUUACAAAUUUGUAGUACUUUUGUUGUUGAUUGAAAUUGCACAAAUAUGCUUGUGUGCAAAUUCAAAUGUCCUCCCCUGCAUAGAACAAGAGAGGCAAGCCCUUCUCGAUUUCAAAGCAUCUAUUUCAUAUGAUUCAACAAACAAUCUUUCAUCAUGGAAAGGCACUCAUUGUUGCCAAUGGAAAGGUAUUGGCUGUGACAAUGUUACUGGACAUGUUGUCAAGCUUGAUCUCAUGACUCCUUGUAACAUACCAUUCCGGCCGCAACAAGAACUUGUGGAUUACCUUUUGUACAACGGUUUUGAAACUAGUACGGACUGUUUUCCUGUGGUUGCUCCAAAUAUCAACUCAUCUUUGUUGCAAUUGGAACACUUGACUUAUUUGGACUUGACUGGAAAUGAUUUCAGUGGGAGUCCAAUUCCUAUGUUCUUGGGUUCUAUGGGACGCCUCGAGUAUAUAUCUCUCUCAGCAGCUGGUUUUAGCGGGAGGAUACCCAAUAGUCUUGAAAAUCUUAAGAAACUACACUUUCUUGAUCUCAGCUUCAAUAACUAUUUUGGUUCCUUAAUGAGUGAUGACACCAGUUGGAUCUCUAAACUUCAUUCACUUAAGCACCUUGACUUGAGUUAUGUUCGCCUCAAUGACACACACAAUUUGUUCCAGGUACUCAAUACACUUCCUUCCUUGUUACAUCUUUCGUUGUCUUACUGUGGAAUUGACAAUUCACUCAUUCCUCGUUAUGCUCUUCAAAACAUGACAUCGCUUGUCUAUCUUGAUCUCUCAUCAAAUGAGCUUCACGGUUCAAUUCCUGAGGCUUUUCAAAACAUGACUUCCAUUGAAUCUCUUUUCCUUUAUAACAACAAUUUUACUUCUAUUCCGUCAUGGUUCAAUGACUUUGAAAAGCUUAUCCUUCUUGAUCUUUCUUCCAACGGGCUUCAUGGUCCAAUUCCUGAGAGUUUUCGAAACAUGACUUUCAUUGAAUCCCUCACGCUUGCUGCAAAUAAUUUAACUUCAAUUCCAUCAUGGGUUGCUGAGUUGAAGACACUUGUGUACCUUGAUCUUACGGAGAAUCAAAUCACUCUUAAAGAAUGUUUUCUAUCGUCAAUCAUUACAAACAUGUGCCGCCUAAAACAAUUAGAUUUAUCAAGAAACAAGCUUCAAGGGGAAUUAAUGGGACACUUUGAAUUAUCUGGAUGCAAUAUAUAUGAGUUGGAGGUACUGAAUUUAGAGGAUAAUGAUAUUAGUGAUCACAUACCAACAUGGUUGGGGCAACUUGAAAAUCUAGAGUACCUUGAUUUUAGUUCAAAUUCUCUCCAUGGACCUAUCCCAUUGUCUAUAGGAAAGUUGUCGAAGUUGCAAGAGCUACAUCUAUCCAACAAUGUAUUGAAAGGGGUCCUUUCUAGUAAUAUUGGACAACUUGUUAAUUUAACUUUCUUAGAUCUUUCUUCUAAUAAACUUUAUGGUUCUAUUCCUCAAAGUCUAGGGAAACUUGCAAAUCUGGCUUAUCUUGAUAUUUCAAACAAUUUUAUUGAUGGAAUCAUUCCAGAAAGUCUUGGUCAACUUGCCAAUUUGUAUUAUUUAGAUGUUUCUUCAAACAAGUUGGAUGGAAUAGUGUUUAAGAAAAAAGGACGACCUUCAAUUAUGCCUUUUUUAAGUUUGGGGCAUUUGAAUCUCUCCCAUAAUCAAAUUAGUGGUUCCCUUCCAAAAAAUAUUGUCCAAAUAAUGCCCUCUCUGAAGAACUUGUUUCUAGGGAAUAACCACUUAAGUGGUUCAAUACCUAUCUCUUUGUGUCAGUAUCAAUUGAACAUCCUUGACCUAUCAAAGAACAACUUAUCUGGAAAUAUUCCAAAUUGUUGGGAGAUUAAUAAUAGUUUGCAUGAGAUAAAUUUAUCAUCCAACAAACUAACUGGAGCAUUUCCAAUCUCAUUCAGGAAUCAUUCCUCGUUGUUUUGGUUACAUUUGAAUGAUAAUUUCCUUCAAGGAGAGAUUCCGGCGUCUUUUACAAAUUUGAAUCAAUUGUUGAUUUUGGAUCUUGGUGAGAAUCAACUUUCUGGAAGUAUACCAUCAUCAUGGACAACAAGCACCUUCCCUUACCUACAAGUUCUUAGACUGCGACAAAACUUGUUGAACGGUAGUAUUCCAUCACAACUAUGCCAACUCAAAUCACUAAAAAUUUUGGACCUUUCCAAAAACAAAUUACAAGGUUCAAUUCCUCGAUGCAUCGGAAACCUUGAAGGAAUGACAUUGGGAAAAUCAAUAUCAUCAUCAGUCAAUGUAGAACAAGCUUCUAAUGGUAGUGAAUCUGACUGGUAUAAUCAAGUUGUCACAGAAGUAGUUAAAGGAAGGGAACUUAAGUAUACCAAAAUUGUAAAACUUGUAGUCAACAUGGACUUGUCAGAAAACAAUUUGGUUGGAUUCAUUCCUAAUGAAGUCACUUGGCUCACAGGACUACAUGGCUUAAACUUGGCAAAAAAUCAAUUGAAAGGAGACAUUCCGCAAUCAAUAGGAGACAUGAAAUCAUUAGAGUCCUUGGAUAUGUCUCAAAACCAACUUUCAGGCACAAUUCCAAAAACCAUGACUGCUUUAACUUUUUUGAGUCAUUUAAACUUGUCGCACAACAACAUAUCAGGACCAAUUCCAAAAGAUAACCAACUUUCAACUUUUAAUGACCCUUCUAUUUAUGCUUACAACCCAUACCUCUGUGGAUCUCCACUCCCAAAUAUGUGUUAUACCGAUGAUUUUUCACAUGGAACUUCUGAAACCAAAACCAAAGGUGAUGAAGAUGAAGAUGAGAUAGAAAAAAUAUGGUUCUACUUUGUCAUAGCACUCGGCUUUACGACUGGCUUGUGGGGAGUUAUUGGCACUUUGUGGUUGAAGAAGAAUUGGAGACAUGCUUACUUCAGAUGGGUGGAAGAUGUUGCUGACAAUAUUUAUGUGGCAGUUGUAAUUAAAGUGGCAAAGAUAAAGAAGAAAUUGAGGAGAAACCAUGUCCAUGGGUGAUUAUAGUUUAUGUUUCUUGUUUGUUUAUUUCUGUUUUCCUAAAUGUUCCUCCAUUUUAGAUGGGAAUGAUAAGGUUCAUACCACUCUUUGUAUUUGCUUUCUUGUCAUCAAUUUUGUCUUUAGUUAAGAACAUGGGAUUUGGGUUUUAUUUAUGAUUGAACAGAGUAUGCAGGUAAAAAGGUUCAUUCUGUCGUUAAUGUUAA